AUGGUCACUGUCUUAAUAGAGCCAUUUAAUUUCAGAUGUGUGUGUGUGUGUGUGUGUGUGUGUGUGUGUGUGUGUGUGUGUGUGUGUGUGUGUUUUGAGGAAGAGGUAGGGGGAAGAGAGACCCUGGCAGCCGCAGAUACUUCCUUGCAACUGUCAAAGCUCAGCCAGCAUUUGCAAAAUACCACCCAUCCAGAUGCUUGGCCCAGAAGCCCAGCCCCUCUGAACAUGAACCACUAUGCCAAUAAGAGUGCAGCUGAGAGCAUGCUGGAUGUAGCUAUGUUGAUGGCCAAUGCCUCCCAGCUAAAAGCUGUCCUGGAGCAGGGGCCAAGCUUCUGCUUUUACACCCCCACCAUCACUCUAAUCAGCAUCUCUCUGUGUCUACAGGUCACAGUUGGGGCCCUGCUUAUCUUCAUAGUUCGAUGGAACCUGAAUGAUGACCAAAAACACUGGAGGCUGAACUUUAUGGAAAACUUGGUCACAGGUCUGGUGUUCAUCGUGGUGGUGGUCAAUGUCUUCAUCACAGCUUUUGGAGUCCACCGAAUAAUCAUAGCAACUGACUAA
This is a messenger RNA of Archocentrus centrarchus (flier cichlid), 561 nucleotides long. Its product is annotated as ninjurin-1. Bases 1 to 561 code for a protein of 186 amino acids. Gene Ontology annotation, cellular component: membrane. Lineage: Eukaryota; Metazoa; Chordata; Actinopteri; Cichliformes; Cichlidae. The transcript is spliced from 4 exons. Gene Ontology annotation, biological process: cell adhesion; tissue regeneration. The record is from RefSeq and is a predicted model, not a curated record.